This is a messenger RNA of Exophiala bonariae, 2742 nucleotides long. RefSeq lists its product as uncharacterized. Bases 1 to 2742 code for a protein of 913 amino acids. Lineage: Eukaryota; Fungi; Ascomycota; Eurotiomycetes; Chaetothyriales; Herpotrichiellaceae. The transcript is spliced from 2 exons. The record is from RefSeq and is a predicted model, not a curated record.
AUGGCGGAAGUCGCGGGACUUGCGUUAGCUGGCAACAUCAUCCAGUUUGUGGAUUUCGCGAUCAAAUUGUUCAAGGAAGGACAGGAGCUAUACAGCUCUGCAGAAGGCGUCUCCACGGAAGCCCUUGAACUUGGGUCGAUCACGCAGGCUGUAAAACAGUAUGCACAAGUACUCCAUGCCAGCUCAUCAGUGAAGAACACGUCCAGAGGAGGUCUUGCAGAUAUAACUCACCAGUGCGAGGCUCUGGCGGAUGAGCUGCUCUCCCUCCUUGAAGAAUUAAGGGUCAAAGACAAUCAGAGCCGAAAAUGGGCCACUUUCAAGGUUGCUGUGACUUCCAUUCGCAAGAGCCGGACAAUUGCGGAUCUAGAGAAGCGGUUGAGUCGCAUGCAAGCACUGAUGAGCCAGUUUGUCAUCAGUGAUUUAAGGCAACAACAGUCGAUCUUGCGGAGUGAUAUCCGUCUCCUACGACAGCAGAAUGAUGCGCUGGAAGCCAACACCGUUUCCAAGCUGGACGACAUUGUCUCGCGGCUCAGCAGCCAAGCGGAAGACAAAUCCUCCCCCGCGGUAACGCUCGGAUUGACUGCAUUAGCCGACACCAGUGAAGUAGUAAUCAGAAAACAGCGAGUGCUACGGCGUCUACACUUUGGCAGUAUCAGAGUCCGAUACGACACCGUCAAACUGGCCCACGCCGAAACAUUCAAAUGGAUAUUCGAGAAUUCUCAUAGCAACUUUCGAGAUUGGUUGCAAUCCGGCGACGGUGUCUACUGGAUCUCAGGUAAAGCUGGCAGUGGCAAGUCUACACUAACGAAGUGGUUGCUCAAUCCAGAUGGUGGCCGCGACUCUACACUGUCAAACCUUCAGGCAUGGGCAACGACCAAAAAGUUAAAUGUCGGAUUCCACUUCUUUUGGAACUCUGGGUCGUCCCUUCAAAAGUCCGAAGAGGGCCUGCUGCGGUCCAUAUUAUUUCAGCUAUUCAAAGACGUCCCAGCUUUCAUGGAAGAGAUUUGGCUUCCAUUGGAUGAGUUUGAUGAUGACUGGAACCUUGAGCGUUUCCGCACAGCCAUCCGACGAUUAUCGCAAUCACAACUUCUAGAGGAUCGAAUCUGCAUAUUUAUCGACGGUCUAGACGAGUACAGUGGUGACCAUCAAGACUUGAUAUCGAUCAUUCAAAACCUAGCAUCGAAUCCAUCUAUCAAAGUAUGUGCCUCGAGUCGACCCUGGAAUGCCUUCAUCAGUGCAUUUGCAAAGAGCGUCAACAAAAUCAAGCUGGAAGAUUUGACCCGAGACGAUAUCAAGAAAUAUGUGACAACAAACCUGGCAGAAGACAUCAACUUCAAGGAGCGCGAAUCUUUGGAGCCUCUCUUGAAGACAAUUGCCGAUGAUGUAACUGCAAGAGCCCAAGGUGUCUUUCUAUGGGUGCAUCUUGUCGUACAGUCUCUAAAGAAAGGUCUUAUUGACGGAGCCAGGUUACCCGAAAUGAAAGCGCUGCUUGAUUCUCUCCCAAGUGAUCUGGAGCAAUACUUUCAGCAUAUGAUUGAAUCGAUUGAGCCACAGUAUCGCCAAGAAUCAGUGAGGAUAUUCAAAGUUGCCACUGUUGCGCGUCAGCCACUUCCACUGGUUGCAUAUGAAUUUAUCGAGCGAGAACAAAGUGAUCCUGAAUAUGCACUUCGUGGCCCUGUGAAACUAUACAGUGAAGAUGAAAUUGAGAAUAUUCAUCACAUGAUGAGAAAGCGCUUGAAUGCUCACUGCAAAGAUUUACUCGAGGUUGUACAGGACAAAGCCACUUCCCUUCCCCCACUAUGGUGCUACACGGUCGAUUUUCUUCACAGGACUGUACAGGAGUUCUUUCGCAAGACAGACUGUACAUUUGAGACCUUUGGGAAGUGGAAGCCCGAUGAUUUCGAUGCUGAAUUGUCCUUGUUACGACUAUCGGUUGCGUCUGAGAAGGCUUCCCCACCAGCUAAGGAAUAUCAAAAUGUCCAUCCAUGGGGUCAUACGAUUAGUGACGUUCUGGACACUGACUUUUUCGUGAAUGCAUGUAAGUACUACGCACUGGCGAUCGAGGACCAAUGCGCUCAGGAGAGUGGACAGAAGGAAAGAUUGAAGCAGGAAUUCACCUUGCUUGAUGAGAUGGAGAACGUAUUGGUCUCUAAGCAUGGCAUUGAUUCCAAAUUUGAGGUCGACUAUUGCUACAGAAGCGAGUUAGUCGACAGAAAUGACUACCUUUUAGGAUCGAUGAUCGGCGCUGGCCUGAUGCGCUACGUCGCUUACAGGUUGGAAGAUCCUCAUAUCAAUGAGAGGAUAGCGAGGCCUCUUCUGGGUUAUGCUCUACCAAUGGAAAAUAACCUUAAUCCAUCAAUGGUCAAGUUGCUUCUACAGCGGGGAGCCAAUCCCAACGAGCGCUUCUUUCCUGACACUAGGCUAAGCAGAGAAGCGUCUGUGUGGGCGGAGUAUUUGGGGAAUCUGCCGACGAAGUAUAUUGAGUCCUCGAGGAAUGAAGCGUCCGCUUCAUUUCUCCCUGUUUUGCGGCUACUGCUUGAGCAUGGUGCUGAUCUUGACGAGCUACAAUGGGUCUUGCGCCCGGCGAACAAUUACGGGAGAGGGCAUUUGAAACAAAUUGUGGAGUCGAGCGAGAUCGUAGAACUACUUGAGUCACUGAAGGCGAGCCGUCGGAACGACAAAUCAGUCUUGAAGAGGUUUACGAACAAAGCCAAGCUUCUGUUAAAGGGCACCAAGAAGUAG